AUGACUGUAAGUUUUUUUCUUUUCCAAAAUCUUUUCCACAAAAAAAACAAAAAUCAAGAUGUAACAGUUUUCAAACAAACAAAAAAAAACAAGAAGAAAUAAACAAAACAAAACUGUUAUGUCACGGGUAUUUUCAGUUUUGAUUUAUUUCAAACAGUUUUAUGUAGUAGUAAAAGUAUUAGUUUUUUCUGGAAGAAGAAGAAGAUUGAUGUGACAAGUCAAGUCAAGUCAAACUUCAGGUCGGUACACUUUGUAAUGCGUUUUGUUGUUAUUGUUAUCAAGGCAAAAAAAGAGAAGAAGAAGAAGGUGGCAAAAGCAGACGACGAAAUUGCUGCAUUACCACCACUAUUAUUGUUAUUAUGAGUAAAAUUCUAGUUGUUAUAUUUCUAUUGGUUAUUUUAAAGGUAGGCGAAGUGUAACGACAAGUUUUCAAUGAUUUAUGAUAUUUUCACAGACUUUUGGUAAUGAAAUUGAUAAUAACAGUGUUGAUGAUAAUAUUUGGGAUGAUCGAGAUGAGCAAAUUAUAUCUGCUUUGAAUGGAACUGAUGAAGGUUAGAUAUAGGGGAUGACUUUCAGCGUGUUAGUGAAAUAGUUUAAAACAAGAAACUUCUGAAACCCAAAAAAGUGUUUUUGAUUGUUAUGUGUGUGAGUACUGUAAUUCACUUUCAAAAAUAUUUCUCUAGAUUAUUGAAAUUACGUUGUGAUGUGAGAUUUUAUAUCACAAUCAGAAAUUUAAUCUUCUUAUAAAAGUCCCAGAUUCUUCAGAUAUAGUAGAUCCUCAUAAUCAAACUAAAACAAAGAGCAUUUCAGAAGCCAUCGCGUAAUUUCUUUCUUGAAACGUGUUUUUUCAGAAGAACAAGAUAAUACAAAAUGCAGCAAUUCGUCGUUGACUCAAUUCCAACGUGAUAUGAUUCUAAGCACUCACAAUGAACUUCGAAGAUCUCUAGCAUUUGGAAAUGAACCAAACAAAGAAGGAUAUAUGAGCUCAGCUAGAAAUAUGUAUAAACUGGUGAAUUUUUUGUUCGAAAGCUCAUUUCCAACCAAUUUAUUAAGGAAUGGGACUGUGAACUUGAAAAUAUGGCUGCAAACUAUUCAGCGAGUUGCCCCAACACUUUCAUUCCACAAAAUAUCCUUCGCUCACGAUCACACCUUUUCAAACGAUUUUAUUUCUAUUGGGAUCAAAAAGAUUCCACAAAUCAUAUCAAAAAAGCAAUGAAAACGUGGUGGAAACAAGGGCAGGAGAAGGGUAAUUUUGAUUCGAAAAAUCGGUUUUUUGCCAGAAAUCAAUAUUUCGCAUGGGCUAAUGUGAGAUUCUUUUUUUGUUUAUUUUCGAAUUAUUUCAAGUUGUUUUUUUUUUCAGAUGGCAAAGGCAAAAACUUACAAAAUUGGUUGUUCGUAUGUUCUUUGUCCUGAUGAUCAAUCGGCAAUGUUUGUUUGCUUGUAUAAUGAAAAGUGAGAUUUUUAUUGGGUGUUACAAAUUUUAUGAAUUUCAGAUGUUAUAAAAAACUAGAACAAGGAAAUAAUUUUGUUUUGAAAAGCAACACAACAAAUGGAGUGUACGAAAACCGACAUUUUCAGGGCUCAAUGUGAACUUGAGAUGAUUUAUGAACCUGGAACUCCUUGUACCAACGAUACUGAUUGUUUCACAUACCCUGGCUCAAAGUGUAUACUUUCUGAAGGUCUCUGCCAGGCUCCAAAUCUUCCAAAAGACCGUGAAACUCAGGAAAUGUGCAAAGUACGAGAGAAUACGAGAAUGACAGAUGAGACUAGAAUCUGGGCGCUAGAGCAACAUAAUUUUUAUAGGUUAGGUUCAAAUUUCCAUAUCAUAGUUACAUGAUCUGAAAUAAUAGUAUUUUCUAGAUCUCGAUUAGCUAGAGGCUAUGAAUUUAAUGGCGAGACAAACUGCACACAAGCAAAAGCUUCGAAAAUGUUGAAAAUGGAAUAUGAUUGUGUAUUGGAAGAGUUCGCACAAAACUGGGCAGAUAAUUGUGUUUUUGGACAUUCAACAAAUGAUGAAAGACCUAAUCAAGGGCAAAACCUUUAUAUGAGCUCUUUCAUAAAUCUUGAUGCGAGAAGUUUGAUUCACACAGUUAGAAACACAUUUUUUUCCGAUUAAUUUCAGUUCAUUCAAAAUUACAGGCAACUGAAAAAUGGUGGCAAGAGUUGGAAGAAUAUGGUCUUCCGGAAAACAACAUUUUGUCGGCUGAUUUGUGGGAUGAAAAAGGGAAAGCAAUCGGACAUUAUACACAAAUGGCUUGGGACAAAACAUAUCGAUUAGGAUGUGGUAUCGGGUACUGUCAACAUAUGACUUAUGUUGUUUGUCAUUAUGGACCAGCGUGAGUUGAACUGAACUGGGUGUGAAAAUUCGGAAACUGAAAUAUUCCAUGGAAAUAGUUUAUAAAGAAAUGGAUUUUUAUGAAAAUAAUCCCAAACUAUAUCAGCCCAAAAAUAUAUAUGUUCUCAUACAAAAAAUUUCCCUCAAUGCUUUUCAGUUUUUUUCAUUGUUGCAUUUCUAUUGUUGGAAGUUACAUUGUUCAAUAUGACGGACAAAUAACACAUUUUUGUGAUAUUUGUCAUUCUCUGGAAUUGUGAAUAUCUUUCAAAACCAUCCCUGAAACCCAUCAACAGAAAAACUCUCAGAUGUUUCUAAAAACAAUAAUAAUAUUCCAGAGGUAAUCGAAAAAACCAAAAAAUCUACGAAGUUGGAGAACCAUGCAAUUGUGAUCGUGAUUGUCCAAUUGGAACCACUUGCGAAUUUGACACUUCACUUUGUCAGAUCAGAAGAAAAUAA
Caenorhabditis angaria is the source of this 2791-nucleotide messenger RNA. The record is from the annotation of a GenBank genome assembly. NCBI's taxonomy places the organism in Eukaryota, Metazoa, Nematoda, Chromadorea, Rhabditida, Rhabditidae.